AUGGCCUCGCCUCGUCGUCCGUCGUGCCGCCUCACGACGCUGCCUCCUCACGCCACCGUGAACGCGCACGACUCGUCUCAAACUGCCGAACACGAUCAAAGUCGCGGCCCGAUCGCACAGCCUCGCUACCACUUUCCCUCCUUUCUCCCUCUCGUUACCCCCCCUUCUCCCUCUCGUUUCCCCCCCUCCCCCUCUCGUUUACCCCCCUUCCCCCUCUCGUUUCCCCUCCUUCUCCCUCUCAUUUCCCCCCUUGCUCACUCUCAUGUCCCCCCUUUCCCCUUCUCAUUUCCCCCCAUUCUCGCUCUCAUUUCCCCUCAUGCUCCCCAUCAUUCCCCCCCUUUCCCCCUCUCGUUUCCCUCCCAUUCACCUGCUCAUUUCCCCCCCUUCUCCCUCUCAUUCCCCCCCCCCCCUGCUCCCUCUCAUCUCCCCCCCUUCUCCUUCCCGUCUCCCCCCCUUCUCCCUCUCGUUUCCCCCCCUUCUCCCUCUCAUUUCCCCCCCUUAUCCCGCUCAUUGCCCCCCUUUCUCCUUCUCAUUUCCAUCCGUUCUCCCCCUCAUUCCCCCCAUGCGCCCCCUCAUUCCCCCCUUUUUCUCCCUUUCAUUUCCCCCCCUGCUCCCUGUCAUGCCCCCCCUUUCUCCCGCUCAUUUCCCCCCUUCUCCCUCUCAUUUCCCCCCCUGCUCCCUGUCAUGUCCCCCCUUUCUCUCGAUCAUUUCCCCCCUUCUCCCGCUCAUUUCGUCGCCUAUCGAGAGGCCGCGCCUCCCGAUAGUAAGCGACAAGAGGCCGCACUGAAACUGCCGGUCCGCCAUAAGUCUCUCCUCAUCCCCCCCGCUCGUCAUCGCAAGGGAAGGCACCAUCGCACGAUCGUCGCUUGUCGCGUGGCCCACUGCGGCAUCGCCCUGCCGCACAGGUUCCACACAAUGCAUUACCCUUCCCCUCCCUGCAUUACCCUUCCCCUCCCUGCAUUACCCUUCCCCUCCCUGCAUUACCCUUCCCCUCCCUGCAUUAUCCUUCCCCUCCCUGCAUUACCCUUCCCCUCCUUGCAUUACCCUUCCCCUCCCUGCAUUACCCUUCCCCUCCCUGCAUUACCCUUCCCCUCCCUGCAUUACCCUUCCCCUCCUUGCAUUACCCUUCCCCUCCCUGCAUUACCCUUCCCCUCCCUGCAUUACCCUUCCCCUCCCUGCAUUACCCUUCCCCUCCCUGCAUUACCCUUCCCCUCCCUGCAUUACCCUUCCCCUCCCUGCAUUACCCUUCCCCUCCCUGCAUUACCCUUCCCCUCCCUGCAUUACCCUUCCCCUCCCUGCAUUACCCUUCCCCUCCCUGCAUUACCCUUCCCCUCCCUGCAUUACCCUUCCCCUCCCUGCAUUACCCUUCCCCUCCCUGCAUUACCCUUCCCCUCCCUGCAUUACCCUUCCCCUCCUUGCAUUACCCUUCCCCUCCCUGCAUUACCCUUCCCCUCCCUGCAUUACCCUUCCCCUCCCUGCAUUACCCUUCCCCUCCCUGCAUUACCCUUCCCCUCCCUGCAUUACCCUUCCCCCCUCUUUUUCACGAUCCUCCUGCCUUUCCCUCUUCUCCCCUCUCCUGCUGCCUUUCUCUCUUUUCAGCUCUCUUCCUACCUUUCCCUCAUUUCCCCUCUCUUCCAGCCCUUCCCACUUUUCUGCAAUCUUCCUGCCUUUCCCUCUUUUUUCCUCUCUUCCCCAUCUCCCACUCUUGUCACCAAACCUCUGCGUCCCACCUAA
Molecule: messenger RNA, 1734 nt
Organism: Closterium sp. Naga37s-1
Lineage: Eukaryota; Viridiplantae; Streptophyta; Zygnematophyceae; Desmidiales; Closteriaceae
Source: the annotation of a GenBank genome assembly